AUGCUGUGUUCGCUGCCAGUUCCGAAGCUGAAGAACGGACCAUGUUAUCAACUGCGAGAAGAGUACCCUCCUGGCAAUUAUAGGGAGCUGGUUCCCUCAAGAAAACGCGUGAAGGACCAAGGUCAUCUCAACUCCAUCUUGGAGGGUGAACUCAUCAUUGCGAACAAGCGAAAGUAUGGUCCCUAUCCAACACGCAAAAUUCCUCGCAAAUGUGCCAAUUGUUCAGGCUACAUGAUGCUGGUGACAAAUGUGGGAGCUGGGAUGAAGGUGUACUCAAGCGAUGACUUGGAGUUUCAGGAUUUGGGCAGCCAAACGUGUAAUUCCUGUCAUUCACAUCAUGCUGUUAUCUCGGGAUUCACAGAGGAGGAGCUCAAAGCCAUGCCCGCUGUGCAAAUGAUCCUCCCUCUCUGUCAGACAGUGGACAACGGUCAUUUCAUCGGUCCCGGCUCUGCCCUUUCUAUAUUACCACUCAAGCCACCUCAUCAUCGUUGUCGCAGGGUCGCUUCAGAUCCACCGUCAUCACCCACCCAUCCGCCACAUCUGGCCCUGCCAGUUCAUGUUCGUCAGCCAGUUGGACCACGUCUCGUACAUCAUCCUGCUUCCCGAAAUGGAGAGGUGAUCAAUUUAAAUGAUCACUCUGGAGGGGCCAGGCUUGACGGUAGCAUCACUCACAGAGGAAGGACUUUGCUGCCUGUUGCUGCAACAGUAAUUGAGAUAUCCGACAAUGAAAUGGACACAAAGCAGCCCCAGCGACAUUCUGCUCGUCAUGGUAGGACUUCAAUGCCAGCUAUGCGAGAAGUCAAUUGGGUUGUUCACACCAACACAAACAGACCGUUGGCUGAACUACGUGGAAAAGUUGCCAUUCUCUUCUUUAAAAAGCUCGAUGAGAACCCCAUUCGCAUUGAUGUCCCAACUCGAAACAAUGGCACUCUCUAUCUUAAGGAUCACAAAAUGGCCCUAGGCUUAGCCGGGGUUGAGAUGGUGGAGGAAUUUGAAGUGUUUGGGUUUGCUUCUGAGGAUGGAUGGACCAAGGUUCGCUGGUGCAAACCCCUCCAGGGUGUUGAGGGGAGUCCUCUGUUCAUGAAAAAGGUUGGGACGGGAGACCCUGGAUUUUGGAAGAACUGGCAAACAGCUGCGCUCGAAGGAAUUAUUUUUUCCUUGUUGAAGUGA
Molecule: messenger RNA, 1170 nt
Organism: Desarmillaria tabescens
Lineage: Eukaryota; Fungi; Basidiomycota; Agaricomycetes; Agaricales; Physalacriaceae
Exons: 3
Coding region: 1-1170 (389 amino acids)
Source: RefSeq, a predicted model, not a curated record